AUGGGUAAUCCAACCGAUAGCACGAAGUCGAUACCCUAUAUCAACGAACAAUCACAACCCCCAAAGCUCCCAAAUUUCAACGAAGCUGACGUCGUUCGCCGGCUAGAAACCUGGAAUGUUAGAUAUGACUUCACACCCACAAUGUUCAGGAAAACAUCACGACUUCCAUGGGUUUAUAUGGACUUAGAAGAACAUCCAAUUGAAUGCAAGAGAUUGUUCAAUCACGACCGCAUCACCAAUGAAAAAACAAGCAUUCCAGUUCCACGACUUCUCGAUUAUGGUGUAAAUCCAGAUGGUACACGAUACCUUGUGACGGAACUCAUCAAUGGCGUUAAUCUCAACAACUUGCAUGCGUUAGGAUGCCUAGUAACAGCUGGCAAAAAACAUACAGAAGAAGCUUCUUGCGAUACGUGUGUGCGCAGAGCAUAUUCCAGCGCCAUAAACUUCGUAGAAAAUACUUUGCCCAUUGAUACGCAAGAACCAUGGAAAGGAAGGAAAGAACCGUGGAAAACUCUCCCGCUCGCAACUCCCGAGUACGUUUUCCAACAUGGAGACUUAGCAGCCCAUAAUCUUCUCAUAGAUACGGAAACUUUCCAAUCUAAAGCUUUGAUCGAUUGGGAAUUCGCUGGUUAUUAUCCCUCCGGAAUGCAUCUGUGGCCUAGAGCAUUGGAUUUUCGUACAUAUGUCCGUUGUGCUAGGGCUGAUAAUAUGGCGGAGUUGAUCAGGAAAUAUGUUCCCGAGGACUUUUUAGAGGCUUGUGGUCAAUUGGAGGAUAGAGAGGCUUUUGACUUGUUGGUUAGAUCGGGAUAUUUUCCGGAUCCUGACGAUUUGAGAGCAUCUAUGUCAACGCCGGACAUCCAGAAAGCCUAA
Molecule: messenger RNA, 870 nt
Organism: Botrytis byssoidea
Lineage: Eukaryota; Fungi; Ascomycota; Leotiomycetes; Helotiales; Sclerotiniaceae
Exons: 3
Coding region: 1-870 (289 amino acids)
Source: RefSeq, a predicted model, not a curated record